AUGGAACAGAUGGCAGUCAGGACGCUCCACAGGAACCCUCUGCAGGCUGUGUGGCUGUGUGGUCUGCUGGCUGCUCAGGUGCUCAGCUGUCCAGAUUCCUGCAGCAAGUGUUCAGGCCCAGAACAUGACCACUGUGAGCAAUGCAGAGCAGGAUGGACACUCCACAAUAACACCUGUGUAGACAUUGAUGAGUGUGGCACUGAGCUGGGUAUCUGUCCUACAAACAGAUACUGCUUCAAUACACAGGGUUCGUUUGAGUGCAGAGAUUGCGACCCGGCCUGUGUGGGCUGUAUGGGCAGUGGACCAGCACGCUGCAGGAAGUGUGCCUCUGGGUACUCACUGACAGGGUCCAAAUGUUUGGAUAUAGAUGAAUGCAGUGACAGGGUACUUGCCUGCCAUGGUCUGGAUGAGAUCUGUACCAACACAGAAGGCUCUUUCCGCUGUGACUGUGCUGAGGCAUUCAUCCACAAAGAUGGUGUCUGUGUGAAGAAGCAGCAGCCUCGCGUUCAGGACAAAGGUCUGUUUGAGGAUAUCCAGGACGACGAGGUGGAGGUGCUGCAGCAGAUGUUCUUCGGGGUGGUGCUUUGUGCUCUGGCCACACUAGCUGCCAAAGGAGAUAUGGUCUACACAUCUGUAUUUAUGGGGGCAGUGGCAGCCAUGGCAGGGUACUGGCUUUCUGACAGGGGGGACCAUUUGUUAAACAACUUCGUCAGGGGACGUUAACACAAAUAGUACAUGCUGUAUGCCAGCAACUUAAACAAUUACUGUUCAGAAAAUGCAACUGAAUCUGCGCAUUCACUUUUGUUAUAAACAAUAUUCGUUUUUGAUAUGAAAGUAUUUUGCUCUGAAAGAUGGUCAUAUUUGUCACACUUUUCUCUCAGUUAGAGAAAUUGUUGUGGCAAACUUUUAAGCACUGAACUAUCAUGAACAAAAAUGUAAAAAAUACUUGGGGCUUAAAGGUAGGGUAGGUAAGAACGGAGAAACCAGCUCGAGUAAGCUAGAAUUUGAAAGUACACAACCGAAAAAAAUCUGCCCCUUCCUUCAGAC
Trematomus bernacchii (emerald rockcod) is the source of this 1047-nucleotide messenger RNA. RefSeq names its product protein disulfide isomerase Creld1 (gene creld1a). NCBI's taxonomy places the organism in Eukaryota, Metazoa, Chordata, Actinopteri, Perciformes, Nototheniidae. The transcript has 5 exons. The coding region runs from base 1 to 723 and encodes 240 amino acids. The record is from RefSeq and is a predicted model, not a curated record. Gene Ontology annotation, molecular function: calcium ion binding.